Molecule: messenger RNA, 826 nt
Organism: Cimex lectularius (bed bug)
Lineage: Eukaryota; Metazoa; Arthropoda; Insecta; Hemiptera; Cimicidae
Exons: 6
Coding region: 70-759 (229 amino acids)
Source: RefSeq, a predicted model, not a curated record
AGUAGGGGUGAGAAUUAUUUAAUUGCUUCUCCCGAAAUAGACCGCAGUAGGAAUCGGCUUCCUCGUAAGAUGUUGCCUUUUGUUUUCUCUCUCAUCGCAGUUGUUGCCGUUACGGGCCAUCCAAAUGUUAACGGGAUAGAAGUCGAAGUUGAAGAACUUUUCGAAAUGGUACCCCACGACCAGGUCCUUUCACUGGGCAUGGAGUACGCCAUGUCGGACGAACAGGUCAAGUCUGUGAUUAAGUACAUUUCCGAGCCCAAGUUCAAAAGCAACUUCGCAAUGCUGCAAGGCAGUCCGUCGUUCAGAGAACUCAUUGCCGAAGGCGCCCAGUAUAACAUCGACGGCCUCUCUCUGGCAAACAAGAUUAACAAAGCUCUCCAAUUGCCACCGAUAUCGACUUUUUCAACAUCAGAGAAAAGGACGAAGAGAUCGACCGGAGAAGGUGUCAUCGGGCUGAUUAAAGACACGUUCGAAAUAAUGCCGAUAUCUGAUAUAAAAGAGUCCUAUAGGUACAAAGUGGCGGAAAACGAAUCUUUCAAGGUCUUCAUGGACAGCGUCCUAAGCGGAGAAGCCAAGAAGGUACUCAAGCCGUUGAUGAUGUCAAAACCGUUCCUGGACACAAAGAAGGACCUGGAGGAUAUGGGAGUACCGCUUGAAGAGAUCGAAAAGUACCUCGAGCAACAGUUGAUCGAAUUUUUUGACCUCGACAAACAGGCUUCAAUGAGAGAAGAGGUGCCUAUAAAGGAUCCAACAGAAUAGAUUUUUUUGUCUAUAUUUUUGUUUCUCUUGUAAGCCCAUAAAGGCGUAAUUUUAAAAUAGAAAAUAA